This is a messenger RNA of Ilex paraguariensis (yerba mate), 1233 nucleotides long. NCBI's taxonomy places the organism in Eukaryota, Viridiplantae, Streptophyta, Magnoliopsida, Aquifoliales, Aquifoliaceae. The record is from the annotation of a GenBank genome assembly.
AUGCCUGUUUUGAAGCUCGACCAGUACGAAAGAUUGUUUUUUUCUUCAGAAACACUUUAUUGCAGAAGCAUUGGAGAAGCCAUGGGAACACCCACUACUGUUCUUGUGGUUUUAUUUUCUAUUCUUCUCAUCCAAGUACUUGAGUUCAGUUAUAGCAUAGCAAGUCACUCCAAUGUAAGAUGCAUUGAGAUUGAGGAAAAAGGUCUUGUCAAGUUCAGAGAAAAUCUCACUGAUGAAUCAAAUCGAUUGUCGUCCAAAACCUGCUUGGGAGGUGGGAUUAAUCCUUCUUUAUUCAAUUUGAAGCAUUUGAGUCACUUGGACUUGAGCAUGGACAACUUUUCAGGAACCCAAAUUCCAAAAUUCUUAGGCUCACUUCAAAAUUUGAGUUUUGAUUCCACCAUCCCUCUCUGGUUGUCUAACAUUCCUGGGCUUUUGCGUCUCCAUCUUGAUGAUAAUCGAUUUCAGGGGCCAAUUCCUGAUACUCUUGGAAGGUUAUCCUCUCUCACUCACAUUGGUCUUUCUGAUAACUCCUUUAACACUUCAAUGCCUAGUUCAUUGGGAAACUUGAGCAGUCUUGUUCAUUUAGACCUCUCUGUCAAUGAGUUUCAAGGAAGUUUACAAACCACAAUAAAGAAUCUAUGCAGGUUACGCGUGUUAGAUUUGUCAAAAAAUAGUUUUAGUGGUGAGAUUCCAAGAGCUGAAAGAGGUCCAUUUGGUUGCCAUAAGAAUUUAGAGAGCCUUCUUCUUUCUUCGAACUCAUUUCACGUUCCAAUCCACAUGUCAAUUGGAAGACUAUCGCGUUUGAGAGAGUUAGAUGUUAGUAAAAAUCUGUUGAAUGGGAGCAUUCCCUCGAUUCUUGGACAACUUUCAAAGCUAGAAAUGUUAGAUGUUUCUGCCAAUCAUUUGGCAGGAAUGGUAUAUGAAUAUCACUUCACUAAACUCACCAAGUUGAAUAGAUUGUCCAUGUCCUUCCACUUCCUAGCUUUAAAUGUGAGCUCCCAAUGGAUUCCUCCUUUCCAACUCCAAGCCAUUAAAUUGGCAUCCUACAAUCUAGGGCCUCUAUUUUCUUCAUGGCCUCAAACACAGACACACGUGAUAUUGUUGUUCAUGUCCAAUGCGAGCGUCUCAGAUACCAUACCUGAUUGGUUUGAGAACGUAUAUUCACGUAUCCCCUACUUGGAUCUGUCCAUGAACCGAAUCAGUGGAAAACUGCCAAAAUUUGUAGCAUCGUAG